Molecule: messenger RNA, 1990 nt
Organism: Gasterosteus aculeatus aculeatus (three-spined stickleback)
Lineage: Eukaryota; Metazoa; Chordata; Actinopteri; Perciformes; Gasterosteidae
Source: RefSeq, a predicted model, not a curated record
GUGUUGAUGUGUCCACGUGAUGUCAUCAGGAAUUACCUUUGAUAGGUCUCGGGGACCACAACCUUAACACAGAGCCUUUGUCAAAAACUCAGGUAGGACAGUUUGAGUAUUCAUUAUAAGGUGUGAUGAGACAUAGAGACGAUUCUUUUACAAUUAUAUUUAAUUUUUUGUUCAUUAACCAUCUCUUGUGAACCAAGAAAUAUUUUUUCUCAAUGUACUCGAGUGACGCACAGCAUCAAACUUUGUAUUGUGCUACAAUCAUUGCUUUUUUUAUAUGCGAAAUUCUCUCUCGCUCUCGCUCUCUCUCUCUCUCUCUCGCUCUCUCUCUCACCUCCAGUCUUUUCGCUAACUAGGAAGCGCACAGUCGCCGCUUUAUGAGCCGGACCCCGAACAGCUCUUUUUCUCCGUGUCGGUGGCUCGGUACUCGGUGCUGUCUUUACGGACUAUACGGUGUAGAUGUAGUCGGUAGCCGGAGCUCACGGCAGGAGACUCGGUUGUCGCCCUUCGCGGUAUGGAGGACUACUGCUGCGCGGAGCCAGAGAAGCUGGAAGCGUGGCUGGACGAUCACUUGGAGUUCACCCACUCCUACUUUAUCAGGAAGGCUUCAAGGGAGAUGGUGAAUGGCUGGUUUGCUGAGCGCGUCCACUCCAUCCAGCCAUCUGCCUCUAAAGACAAUCCUCUACACCAGCGAGCCCACCAAUUUUCCACAGACUCAACAUCCCCGUCUGCCUCCAGCAUUCUUCCGGCCACCCUCUGCUUCUUGGACAACCGUUGCCCUUCCCUGACCACAGACCCUAGUCUGGCCCCCGUCACACCGACUCGCAAGAUCUCGGCAUCCGAGUUUGACCGCCCACUCAGACCCAUCGUGGUUAAAGACUCGGAGGGCUCUCUGACGUUUCUGAGUGAGGCAGACUACCAAACUGUCCCUGUCCGGGGGGGUGCAGUGAUGGGUGAGCGUGGUGUCAGUGGGGGAGGUAGUGGCAGCGGCGUUGACCGCUGCGCAAGGCUGCUGGAGCUGGUGAAGGACGUGUCAAGUCACCUGGAUGUGACAGCACUCUGCCAUAAGAUCUUUCUCCACAUCAAUGAGCUGAUGGCCGCGGACCGCUACUCGUUGUUCCUGGUAGGAGAGGACAGCUCCAAUAGGAAGUUUUUGGUCAGCCGCCUGUUUGACGUAGCUGAGGGAUCUACACUGGAGGAGUCUUCCAGUAGCUGCAUCCGCCUUGAGUGGAACAAGGGCAUUGUGGGACAUGUUGCCACAACAGGGCAGUUGCUCAAUAUCAAGAACGCUUACAAGGACCCAAGGUUCAAUGCUGAGGUGGACCUGAUCACAGGUUACAAAACUCAAAGUAUCCUUUGCCUUCCUAUCAAGAAUCACAGAGCCGAGGUAGUUGGAGUGGCUCAGGCUAUCAAUAAAAAAGGUGGGGAGGAUAGUGCCUUCAGUGAACAGGAUGAAAAGGACUUCUCAGCCUAUUUAGCCUUCUCGGGCAUCGUCUUGCACAACGCUCAGCUCUACGAGACAUCGCAACUCGAAAACAGACGCAAUCAGGUGCUGUUGGACCUGGCCAGUCUGAUCUUUGAGGAACAGCAGUGUCUGGAGGUUUUGCUGAGGAAGAUUGCAGGAACCAUCCUGUCCUUCAUGCAGGCCCAGGCUUGUACCAUCUUCAUUGCUGAUGAUGACUCCAUGAACUCCUUCUCCAGUGUCUUUUAUAUGGAAUACGAGGAGCUACGUGAAAGCCUUGAUGCCCCCAAAAGGGACUGUGAAGUCAAGCAGAUUAACUACAUGUAUGCCCAGUAUGUCAAAAACACCAUGCAGCCUCUCAACAUUUCCGACGUCACCAAGGACCAACGUUUCCCUUGGACACGGGAUAACCCAGAUCACACCAGCAACCAGAUAAAGAGCUUGCUCUGCACUCCAAUCAGGAAUGGCAAAAAGGACAAAGUCAUAGGUGGGAUCUCUUUCUCUCUCUUUUUCUAGUGCUUUAAAGUACUU